AUGUUGGUGACGCAGCGUGCCACUUCAGAUGACGGAUGUGUUCACCUUAGUGUGAGAUACGGCAGGUCACCUGUAGCUGUGAAUAUAGUCGACUGCAAAUCCCAGCAUGCCCCAGGGCAGCGAUCAGUAUCUUCAUGUCUCGUUCGUUAUCGCGAGAGGACUACAAACCCCACAAUUCGCCACUGCUCCCGUUUCAGAUGUUCCCGCGCUCUUGGACUUGUCAGCAUGUCGGAUGUGUAUGACCCAGCCAGUCUUCCAGACUUACUACCGCUGUAUUACCGCCGCCUCUUCCCGUUCUCGCAGUAUUUUCGGUGGCUCAAUUAUGGGGGUGUUACCAAGAACUAUUUCCAGAAUCGGGAGUUCUCCUUUACCCUUAAAGAUGACAUCUACGUGCGGUACCAGUGUUUCAGCAAUCAGACCGAGUUGGAGAAGGAGAUGCAGAAAAUGUGCCCAUACAAGAUCGACAUUGGAGCGGUCUACUCUCAUCGGCCAAACCAGCAUAAUGCUGUGAAAUCGGGAAGCUUCCAGGCACAGGAGAAAGAGCUAGUCUUUGACAUUGACAUGACGGAUUAUGAUGAUGUGAGGAGCUGCUGCAGCUCUGCUGAUAUCUGCCAAAAGUGCUGGACAUUGAUGAAGAUUGCCAUCAGAGUACUGGACAGGGCUCUGAAAGAGGAUUUUGGCUUUGAGCACAGGCUUUGGGUGUACUCGGGCCGCAGAGGUGUCCACUGCUGGGUGUGUGAUGAGGCCGCCAGGAAGUUGUCUCAGUCGGCUCGCUCUGCUGUGGCAGAAUAUCUCAGUUUGAUUCGGGGUGGUAGUGAAACAGUUAAGAAGGUUCAGCUUUCAACUCCGGUUCACCCCUUUAUCACGAAGUCACUGUCCCUGAUUAUGGGCUACUUUGAGGAUUAUGCCUUGAUUGAUCAGGAUAUCCUAGGGAGACCAGAGUCUGUGGAGAAUGUCCUGGCAUUACUUCCAGAAGAGAUAAGAGACAUGCUGCAGAGUGACUUUCAGAAACAAAAGACAUCUGUGAAGCGCUGGGACUCCCUGAAGAAUAGGGUGAAGCAGGGGAGCCAGAAGAACAGUGCAUUGUUGGAUUCCGAAAUCGUCCUGCAGUAUUGUUACCCACGACUCGAUGUCAACGUCAGCAAAGGUGUUAAUCACCUUCUCAAGAGCCCCUUCAGCGUUCACCCCAAAACAGGUAGAAUUUCUGUGCCCAUUGACACAAGACAGCUGGACCAGUUUGAUCCCUUCGCAGUUCCCACCAUAAGCAUGUUGUGUCAGGAGCUGGACAAAGCUGUGCAGAGUGGUGAAGAGGACGAGAGCGGAAAAGACAAAGAAGGGGAACCGGAACCAAAACGCAGAGUCAGAGACUACAAGAGGACCAGUCUGGGGAAAUACGUGAAGGUGUUUGAGCACUUCGUGGAGCAGAUGGAGAAGUCCUGGAGAGGGCAGCUGCUGAAACAAAGCGAUAUGCAGGGGGAUUUUUGAACAGACACGAGGACAGCAGGGAUUUCGACUGCAGUUUUGGCUUAUCGGUGCCUCACACUCUUCCUGUUCCUGCCAUGCUUUUGAUUUCUUCCUUGUGAACUACACUGAAAACCUAAGAUGGAAAAUUAGGCACAGAUACUUGACACCUGAGGACAGUUAAUAGUUGUACACGUACUUGAGCACUCUCGCCUGAUGGUGGUUCUCUCUACUCCCACGCUCCACUUCAGACAGCUGUGCGUCUUAAUUUUCAUGUUUUUUUGGGUUUUUUUUGGUUUGUGCUCUUUAUCUUGUUACCUUAAAAUAAAGAUGGUGUUUCUAA
Messenger RNA from Polypterus senegalus (gray bichir), 1804 nucleotides. It is a transcript of the gene prim1, whose product is annotated as DNA primase subunit 1. Gene Ontology annotation, cellular component: alpha DNA polymerase:primase complex. The coding region runs from base 1 to 1485 and encodes 494 amino acids. The record is from RefSeq and is a predicted model, not a curated record. Gene Ontology annotation, biological process: DNA replication, synthesis of primer. The transcript is spliced from 14 exons. NCBI's taxonomy places the organism in Eukaryota, Metazoa, Chordata, Cladistia, Polypteriformes, Polypteridae.